Messenger RNA from Olea europaea var. sylvestris, 829 nucleotides. Its product is annotated as 40S ribosomal protein S13-like. NCBI's taxonomy places the organism in Eukaryota, Viridiplantae, Streptophyta, Magnoliopsida, Lamiales, Oleaceae. Gene Ontology annotation, molecular function: small ribosomal subunit rRNA binding; structural constituent of ribosome. Gene Ontology annotation, biological process: translation. The transcript has 5 exons. The coding region runs from base 129 to 584 and encodes 151 amino acids. Gene Ontology annotation, cellular component: ribosome; cytosolic small ribosomal subunit; nucleolus. The record is from RefSeq and is a predicted model, not a curated record.
CCACAGCUGUAUAAUAAAGUCCAGUGCUCAACUUCUUUAGGAGCUAGGGUUUCUGGCAUUUGUUUUGCAUUAGAAAGAUAUUAUACACACACGGCCGCGCCACCUCCGCCCGAACAUUCUCAGCCACCAUGGGUCGUAUGCACAGCCGUGGUAAGGGUAUUUCAGCUUCAGCCCUACCUUAUAAGAGAACUCCUCCCAGCUGGCUCAAAAUCGCCGCUCCAGAUGUUGAGGAGAAUAUUUGCAAGUUUGCAAAAAAGGGUUUAACUCCAUCGCAGAUUGGUGUAAUCCUUCGUGACUCUCACGGAAUUGCUCAGGUGAAGAGUGUCACCGGAAGCAAGAUCCUUCGUAUCCUCAAGGGUCACGGGCUUGCACCGGAAAUUCCAGAGGAUCUGUAUCAUUUGAUUAAGAAGGCAGUCGCAAUUAGGAAGCACUUGGAGAGGAACAGGAAGGACAAGGACUCCAAAUUUAGGUUGAUUCUGGUGGAGAGCAGAAUUCAUCGCCUUGCCCGCUACUACAAGAAGACCAAGAAGCUCCCGCCCGUGUGGAAAUACGAGUCUACCACUGCCAGCACACUUGUGGCGUAGGUGAUUUUCGUCAUCAGUUUUGAAUGACCGUGGAGAUAUGGAUGCUGUUACGGUCUUGUUCAUUGUUGGCGAUUUUGAUUUUGACUUUCCUUAGUUUGCAAAAAUAUGUUAAAUUAAAAUGUUUUGUCUUCAUUUCAGUAUGUUAUUUGAAAGCAUGCUAAAUUAGAAUUUAUGUUUUCAUUUCAAUAUGUUAAUUGAUCGUGGAUGAAAAAUUUAUAGAUCCUUUUUGCUUUCGUGCUUUCUAA